AUGUUCGGAGGCGGGGGCGCGGAGGUGGCGGCCGCGGGCGCGUUCAAGCUCGCCCUGCGCGCCCUCUCGCAGCACAGGCGCCACGCCUCCGUGCAGCUCGGCGGCCUGGAGUUGCUGCGGUGCCUGGCCCUGCAGGACUCCGCGCCCCUCCCCGAGCUUGGGCGCGCGGCGCAGGCAGCCAAGGCGGCGCUGCCGGCGGAUGGCGCGGUCCACCGCGCCGCGGACGCGGUGCUGGCGCUGGCGGUGCAGCGCGCCGCGGCGGACGUCGGGGUGCUGCUGGACACCACGCAGGCGAGCGAGCCCUCCCAACGCAGCGGCCUCUGCACCUACGGCCAGCUCGCCGCUCUCGGAGGCGUGGCCUGGCGCGGGGCCGCCGCCGGGGCGACCGGCCGGGUGCUGCGCGCCAUGCGCAACUUCAAGGCCAACGCGGACCUGCAGGCCGUGGGCCUGUGGGCCCUGGCGCGCCUCGUCGAGCGCGCGGGCGCGCCCGCGGCCGGCAUGGCGGAGGCGGCGGAGUGCGCCAAGGCUCGGCACCUCCGGUCGGCAUCGGUGCAGCGGCAGGCCGAGGUGCUGCUCGCCAGGCUCGUGCAGCGCUGA
Messenger RNA from Prorocentrum cordatum, 597 nucleotides. NCBI's taxonomy places the organism in Eukaryota, Dinophyceae, Prorocentrales, Prorocentraceae. The record is from the annotation of a GenBank genome assembly.